AUGGAAAUUGAAUACAGAAUAAUAAAUCUUUACAAAAAUAAACAACACGAUGAGUGCAUCCAAUUAUGUCAAAAUGUGUCACAAACUAAUAAUAAAGUAAUCGAAUUUAUUCAUUUACGUGCACUAACCAUUCAAGCUAAAAUAGCUGGUAACGCUUAUGAAGAAGUGGAUUAUUAUCCACUACAAGAAGAUUUAAUAAAUACAGCAGUAGCAAAAACUCCGAGACCAGGAACUACAUUUCGAAGGGAAAUAAAAACCGCACAAAAUCAACAAUUUCCUGCGACUGCCACUAUUAAGUCUAGAGCCGGUACAGGAACUGCACGUGCUCGUACGGCACAAACUGCUUUGUUAACAGCAUCCCGACUGUCUCGUGCAGCGACAGCAUCAGCUGGUGGCACGGCCAUUAGAGACGCUCCUGUUAUUUUACGUUUUCUUUCCAAAGAUGAUAAAAACUUUUUGCCUACAGCAAAGACUCUAUUCGAAUAUGUUUACUAUUGCGAAGGUGACGUUCGAAAGGCCAUGGAGAUUAUAUUUCAAGUAAAAAAAUUGGAUGAAAAAUACGACUGGUGGUGGAAUUACUCAUUAGCACGAUGUUAUUAUGCACUGGGAAUGUAUAGAAAUACUGAAGAGUGCUUACGACAAGCAUUGAAACAAAAUAGACACGUGGCGAUAUAUUUACGUUUGGUAGCCAUGUAUGUCAGCAUGAAUCAACCUCUUUCAGCUUUAGACGUGUGCAAGCAAGGCUUAUCAGUGUCUCAAGAGUAUAUUCCGUUGCUGCUUGAACAAGCCCGGAUUCAUGAGAUGAUGGGCAACAAUGCCGUAGCGGUUAAGUAUUACCGCAUGGUAGCACUUGAAGACCCAUCAAACAUGGAGGCUGUAGCAAACAUAGCAAUGUAUAAUUUUUAUAAUGACCAACCUGAAAUAGCACUUCGAUAUUACAGAAGACUGUUGGCCACAAAUCUACCAGGCUCUGAAAUAUACAACAAUUUAGGACUGUGCUGCCUCUAUUGCAGUCAAUGGGACCUUAUUUUACCUUGUUUCAGACAGGCGCUUUAUUAUUCUACAAACGUCGAGUCUCGUUCAAAUAUUUGGUUUAAUCUUGCUCAUGUGGCUCUAUCAACGGGGGAUUUAAUUUUGACAAGAAGAUGUUUACAAAAUAGCCUAGCUGUAUCUGACCACGGCCCAUCGCGACAAGCUCUACUUGCGCUGGAUGCACGAUUGAAAGUUCGCAAGAAUAUGUAG
Molecule: messenger RNA, 1242 nt
Organism: Zerene cesonia (dogface butterfly)
Lineage: Eukaryota; Metazoa; Arthropoda; Insecta; Lepidoptera; Pieridae
Gene: BBS8
Product: tetratricopeptide repeat protein 8
Exons: 5
Coding region: 1-1242 (413 amino acids)
Biological process (GO): non-motile cilium assembly
Cellular component (GO): BBSome; non-motile cilium; ciliary basal body
Molecular function (GO): protein binding
Source: RefSeq, a predicted model, not a curated record